AUGACAGAUAAUGAAGGUCAGGUGGAGGUCCAGCUCACCUCAAACUCAACAUCAGGAUCCGAGGUUUGUCUGGAGGUGAGGGAGAUCUGCUGUGGAGAGGAGAUCUGCUGUGGAGAGGAGCUCCCAAACGACCCCCAGACAGAGGUGGACGACCCACUGGUAAUACUGGCUAACGCUGCACUGGCGCCACCAUGUGGUGACUGUACGUCCCGCAGCUGUAACUUAAACGACUGCAGCUCCAUGGAGGUCAAAGGGAUGGAGAGCAGCGUCCAGUCAAAACAGUCGAUACUCCAGGUCCUCAUGAGAAAAGCCGAUGACCUGCAUAACUGCCUCGUGAAUGGACAGAGCCAUUUUGACAAAGAGUCUCUUACUGCUGCACUGCAAAGUUUCCUGUACACCUGUCAGCCUUAUUUUAUUCACCUGGAGUCCUCUGCUCGAAGCACUGUGCAUGUGUGCACACCUCUGUCCACUGACGCCUACGCAAGGCAUGUGCAGCUGUUGGACCUUUCUCAGCAGCUGUGUGACAAGUUGGAGAAUCUUGUGUUGACCUACACCAGCUAUGGCGUGCUGUGCUUGGAUGAGAGUGAGCUGAACAGUGUGUCUCACUUCUACAUCGGCCAGUUCUGCCUAGGCCAGAUCAGGGUGACCACGUUCCGUUAUUGUAAGCCAACGCCAUACCUGGCCCGGGUCAACACAGGACUGUACAAACGCAUGCGCUGGAAUGUACAGAGACUUGAGUACGAAAUGGAGCUGCAGACGGAUAAAGAGCAGUGUGGAGAGAGUGACAACAACACAGAGUAUUUCUUCCUGUGUUACGAAGAUGUUCUGGUCCGCCAUGCAGAAUCUGACAGAAACAUCCAAGGUGUUCCUCAAAGCAACAUGGUCAGAAUGUGGUCUAUUGGUAAGUGGGUCCAAGUGGACCCUAACCCUGACACAGAAGACAUAUAUGAAUGGAUCUUGUGUGAGGUUCCCAAGGCCAACUAUCAGACACUGCUCUUACUAGGGACUGAUGAACCGUCCUGCUGCACUGCUACAGACUUUCUGCAGCAGCUCCUGUUAUCAGACAGCAGAGUGAUCUGACAUAGGAGAAGGACAUCUGUAUCUGGAAUACACCUGUUUCAGAAAAGAUGAUGAUGUUGAAGAGAUGUUCAAGAUGAAUCCCUCAGGUAUA
Messenger RNA from Sphaeramia orbicularis (orbiculate cardinalfish), 1171 nucleotides. RefSeq names its product chromosome 1 C19orf67 homolog (gene c1h19orf67). The coding region runs from base 1 to 1080 and encodes 359 amino acids. The record is from RefSeq and is a predicted model, not a curated record. The transcript is spliced from 7 exons. NCBI's taxonomy places the organism in Eukaryota, Metazoa, Chordata, Actinopteri, Kurtiformes, Apogonidae.